AUGGGGGAAGGCGUGUCGAAAUCGUCUUCCCCGUUGGCGAACGAUAUCGCCUCUCGCGUGGCGUCUGCGUCGUCCACGGCUGCGGCGUUAGAGGAAUUGGGCUACGCCUCGGCGCAUACGAAAGCUUCCUUGAAACAGAUAUUGGCGUUGUUACCGAGGAUCGAUAACAAAGGAUUAGCGGUAUUAUUGGCGACGAUUGCAAAGACCGGGGAUGGCUCGUUAGGGGACGUGCCGUCGCAGACGUUGGCGGAUUUGGCGUCGGCGAUGGGUUUGCCGCCGCCGACGGAGGCGGCGAAUAGGGCGAAAACCUGGAACAUCGAAGCCGUGGCGGACGCGGUGAGAGAGACGCAUCCGGAGUUGGAUUGGAGAGAGAGCGUUGUGGUGCACUUGAAAGAUGCUAUUUUGAGUUUGCGAGAGAAAGAUCCCGAGAGCGAGAUGUUUUCGAGCGGGUUCGAGGUGGAGUUGAGUCCGGAUUUCGAAUCGAGUUUGCAGCAAAUGAACGUCGCCGCCGGGCAAGGGUCUUUUCCGCCGUAUUAUAGUUUCUUUUCUAGAUUGGUAGAGAUGUAUCGCAGAGGAGCGGGGAGCCCAUUUCCCGCGCAAGCUAUCGUCGGGGAUGGGAUCGUCUGGCCGAACGAGUUGCAAUCGACGCAAAUGAAAUUGUUGAGCGCGGCGGUCUUCGCGGUGGAACCGAGUUUGAUGGAGUGGGAGUUUGGGGUGACGUGUUUCCCUCCGAAUGGAGAGAAGAGCGAAAUUAAGCGUUGGUCUUGCGUUGAUUUGAUGUUAGUGUUGACAAAGUUAGCAGAAAAUACCACGAAUAAUACGAAAGAAGUCUUCUUGAAACCAAUCGCGGCGAAAGUUUUGGAUCGCGGCGCGUCGACAAACGCGGAUUACGUCGUGGCGGCUAUUUCGCGCGCGGAAAACGCGGAAUCUUCGAUCGCUUCGGAUGUCGUCGAGAAGUCGUUGACGAGGAUAUUCUCAAACUUUCAAAACGCGUCGGCGCCGAGGGAGUACGCUUUGACCGCCGCGUUUACGCACUUGCCGGACGCGGUUAUUGAAGCUAUGAGCACGAGUUACGAAAGCAACAACGCUUGCAUACCUCGAAUCGUGGACGCGAUUUCGGAAAUGAAGAAUUUAGCUAAAGUUCUGCAAAGAAUUGGCCAGUUGGCGUCUUCGAACGGAUCUUCUGCGGCAAAACGAAGUGGGAUGUUGAUGGGUGUCGAAAUCGCGGCGUUGGCGUCGCGGCGCGAAUACUUAAAUCUCGAAAAGUUUCUGAGAGAUUCUUUAGCUGGAUCUUCUUCGGGGAAGAAUACGAACAAUAGCGCGGGAACUUCAGGAAAUCCAGAUGAUUUCGCCAGAGCGUGCGCGGCAUUUCUGAGAAGACGCUGCUUGGAAUCUGAAGGACAAAGCGUGAAAGGAUUAAACGUAACUUCUGAAACUGCGAAGCUAUUCUUUGAGUGUCUGGAAAGCGCGACGUCGAUUUCGGCGGAAAACAAAAACGAUAUUAAAACGGUUAAAAAUGCAUACGCUCAGAGAGGAUCUUCCGCGGGCGACGCGAGCGGUAUGAAUGCGGAUGGGACGAACCCGAGCGGCGGCAACGCCGGGAAUACGGCCAACGCGUCGGGGAAUCCUGGGUUGUCCAACGGGUUCCCCGCCGACAUCGAAGCUGAAGCGAACGCACACUUUCAGCAAGUGUACGCCGGUCAACGCAAAAUCAACGAUCUCGUUGACAUGCUUGGCGGGUUUUUGCGAUCGAACACUCCGCGCGAACGCGAAGUGUUUAGUUGCAUGGUGCACAAUUUGUUCGACGAGUAUCGAUUCUUUCCAAAGUACCCGGACAAAGAGUUACGAAUUACCGCUGUGUUGUUCGGUCAGCUCGUCCAGCGUCAACUCGUGAGUAACAUCACGCUCGGUGUUGCUUUACGUUGCGUCUUGGACGCUUUGCGCAAACCGUUUGGAUCGAAGAUGUUCGCGUUCGGUUCGGAAGCGUUGGAACAGUUCAAAACUCGCUUGCCGGAAUGGCCGCAAUAUUGCCAGCACUUAGCGCAGAUUCAACACUUACGUCAAGCGCAUCCGGAUUUGGGUCAGUUCUUUGGAAAUGUUCCCGUUUCGGAGCCUACGCAAGUCGCGCUCGGCAUGCACGAACCUGAGAUGGGCGGCCCGGAGGACGCGCGCGGAUUAGCCGCGGGAGUGGCUGGCAUGAAGUUGAGUUUCAACGACAUAGCUUCGGCUGGAAACUCCGCAGCGGCCGCGGCGGCGGCAUCGUCUGCAGCAGCGGCAGCGACGGCGGCUUCGGAGAGUGCGGCAACGAGUGCGAACGCGACGACGGCGACGGACAUGGCGGCAUCCGUGCUCGGGAUUGACUCGUCUUCUACGAAAGACGGUAAGUUGCACUCAGCCUCGUCGUUACCGUUUUUCGGCAAAGAUGGCGGGGAUAUGUCACGAUCAGGUUCGGCUACGGCGAUUGCGUCCGCGCCUUCUGGUUUUGCGACGUCUCUUAACUUAGAUACGCUUCUGCAAGCUUCAACCUCGACGACGGCUUCGCCGGAUUCGAAAACCGCGGAUCAGAUUCACUUCGCCGUGAACAACUUGUCUGGUGAAAACGUCAAGUUGAAAGGGCAAGAAGUCAAAGGAAAGCUCAAGCCAGAAUUUUACGAGUGGUUCGCGACGUACAUGGUUGUGAAGAGAGCGGCGAUCGAGCCGAACUUUCACGCGUUGUAUCUCGAAAUGCUCGACGAAAUUGGCGAGGAAAAAUUGUUCGAAGCGAUUCUUCGCGCGACUUAUCACAACAUCAAAGUUUUGCUGACGAGCGGGAAAGUAAAAACGAAUUCAGGCGAGCGCUCUUUGUUGAAAAAUCUUGGUUCAUGGCUCGGCGGAUUAACGAUCGCGCGUCUGCAGCCGGUGUUGAUGAUUGAUCUCGACGUGAAAGGAUUGAUUUUAGACGCCUACGAAGCUGGACGCAUGAUUGCAGUCAUCCCAUUUGUCGCGAAGAUACUCGAACCUGCGAAAGAUAACUACGUCUUCAAGCCUCCAAACCCGUGGACGGCGGCGCUUUUAGCGUUGUUGGCGGAAAUUUACCUCGAUCGCGAUUUGAAGUUGAACUUGAAGUUUGAAACGGAGAGAUUGUUUAAGCACUUCAAUUUGAGCGUCAAGGACGUCAAGCCUUCGAAUUUGUUACAGAAUCGACAACGCGUGCGCAUCGACAAUCCUGAUUUCGUCGCCGACAAAGUUCCCGCCGGUUUGAGUGGGCUUGGUCCUGGAGGUAUGUUGCAAACUGCCACGAGCGACGGUCAACUCCCGUCGUUGCAAGGGCAGCAGCGCGGCGGCAUGGGUGGCGGCUGGGGUCAGCAGCUUUCUCAACAAGACAUGCAGCAGCAGCAACAACAACAACAGCAACGCCAGCAGAAUAUGGCCGCGGAACAACCGUCGUUGUCGGACGCGCAAGCUUUGCCGAACAUUCAAGCGCACGCCCGCGUGCAUCCGCAACCGAACGUUCCGGAGAGUGUUCGCGCGAUGCUCGCGCGAUUUUUGCCGAUUGCGUUGACGCACGGCAUACGGGAGAUUGUGUCGCCGGUUGUUGAACGCUCCGCAACUAUUGCAUGCGUGACUUCCAGAGAACUCGUUCGUAAAGAUUUCGCGUGCGAUCCAGACACGUCGCGAUUACGUAAAGCUGCGCACGCGAUGGUUUCUUCUUUGGCUGGAUCGUUAGCCUUGGCGACGUCGAGAGAGCCUUUGAAGGCAUCCGCGGCGAACCAGUUGCGAUUGCUCGUGCAAAGGGCGGGUGCAUCCAACGCGUGCGAGGCGCAAGCGUUGGAAAAUGCCAUCCAAAACGCGGUGCAAGACAACUUGGAGCUCGGAUGUUCGUUGAUUGAAAAAGCAGCCACGGAAAAAGCGAUGCGAGACGUCGACGAGGCGCUAGCGCCGGCGGUCGUGGUCAGAAGACAACACAAAGAAACCCAGCAGCAGCAACCGUCAUCGAUUUCUGCUCCGUUUUACGAUAGUGGUGUUGCUUUAUCUGGGAAGUUUCCGGCGGCGUUACAAUUGGAGACUUUGCGUCCGCCGAGACCUGGCAGCGCGACCUUGAUGAGCGGCGUCGCUUUGAAAGUGUACGACGACUUUUCUAGAAUUCCAAGACUCGCACCGCCGACGCCGAUGGGGGGAAGCGCGACUUCAUCGCAAUCGAAUCUUGCCGGAGCUUCCAGUGGCGGUAGUGGCCCGGGAGGAGCGAGCGGGCAGCAACCGCCGGUACCGCAAUCCGCGUUUCCGGGUUCGCAACCGCCGUUACCUGGCGCUCCGCCGCCGCCGCAACCACCGUUACCGGGUGGUCCGCCUCCGCCGAGCGAGCAAUCAGGAACGACGAGCUUUUUGGGUGGUGGCAAAGCUGGCGAGGAUGGCGAUGGUAGAGUGUCAACUGGCGGGGUCGACGACAGCAACUUGACGACGGCGCAAAAAUCUGCGAAGGAGAUGCGCGAACGAGUCGCCAGUCACUUUGACGAGUGGGCGAGAGUGCAAGAUUUGCCUCCCGGAGACGACCGAUCCGUCAUGUUCUUGCAAAGACUCGAACGAACGACGUUCCUUCGCGAAGAUGCCCAAGAAGGCUUUUUGCGCGUCUUGGUCGAACUCGCGGUGACGCAUUGCCUUGGCAGCGAAAAGAAAAAUCAAGGCGGCGAGGAAAGCUCCAUGAGCUUUGCGGCGGUUGACGCGUAUUGUCGUUUAGUCACGCGUCUCGCGAGACGCCCGGAAGAGUCACCGCAGCAACGUUUAGCGCUCUUUGGACGCGCGUUGGUUGCCAUUGUUCGCACAGCGAUGCGAGAUACGGACGAGCGAGGUCCGCAGUUCAAUCCGAAACCGUACUUUCGCGCGUUGAGCGGCUUGCUCAACGAAAUGAGAGCGCCGGAUGCGGUGUUGGACUCGUCGCAUCCGCAAGUUUUGGCUGCGUUUGCUUCCGCUUUGUUGGCGUUGCAGCCCAUGCGCGUUCCUGGAUUUGCGUUCGCGUGGUUGGAACUCGUGUCGCAUCGAUGCUUCAUGCCGAGAUUACUCUUGGACCACGCGCAAAAAGGUCGUCCGUUGUUGCAACGUUUGAUUUGCGCCGCGUUGAAGUUUCUCGAACCGUACUUGCGCGAGUGUAACUUGACCGAGCCGGUCAAGUUGCUCUACAAAGGCGUCUUGAGAGUCUUUUUGGUGUUGUUGCACGAUUUCCCGGAAUUUCUUUGCGAUAACCACGUGUUCUUCUUGGAUGCCACGCCGACGAACUGCGUCCAACUGCGUAACUUGGUCUUGUCUGCGUUUCCAAGGAACAUGCGUUUGCCGGAUCCGUUCACGCCAAACUUGAAGAUUGACUUGUUGCCGGAAAUCUCGCAAGAACCGACGAACGCGGCUCAAUUCGUAUUGAAGGAUCCAGCGUUUAACCAAUCGAACGUGAAAGUUACCAUCGACAACUAUUUGAGCUCGAAGAACAUCGCCAACGCGUCUCAAGUUGCUAACCAGGUUCGCGACGACAUUUUGCUUCCCGGGCAAAAAGCCAUGCAAACCGGCACGCGAUACGACGUCCCGAUGAUGAACGCUUUAGUGUUAUACGUCGGCGUCAACGCGAUCGUGGCGAACCAAAAUGCGCGCAAUUCCGUGUUGAAUUCCAGUUCGAUGGAAUUGUUGCAAAAAUUGUGCGAUGAAAGUUUAGACGCGGAAGGUCGAUACUACUUCAUGAGCGCCGUCGCGAACCAGUUGCGAUAUCCAAACUCGCACACGCACUACUUCAGUUGCGUAACUUUGUGCUUAUUCCAAGAGACGAAAUCGGAAUUAGUUCGAGAACAAAUCACGCGAGUUUUAUUGGAGCGAUUAGUUGUUAACAGACCGCACCCGUGGGGAUUAUUAGUCACGUUUGUUGAGUUGAUUAAAAAUCCGAGAUACAACUUUUGGGCGCACGGAUUCACGAGGUGCGCGCCUGAAAUCGAACGCUUGUUCGAAUCCGUCGCGAGAAGUUGCGUCAAGUCUCCCGACGAAGGCGGCGAAGCAGGGCAAGGACAACAACAAGAUGGUGUGGCGACGUAA
This is a messenger RNA of Bathycoccus prasinos, 6045 nucleotides long. RefSeq lists its product with no specific name. Lineage: Eukaryota; Viridiplantae; Chlorophyta; Mamiellophyceae; Mamiellales; Bathycoccaceae. Gene Ontology annotation, molecular function: molecular adaptor activity. The coding region runs from base 1 to 6045 and encodes 2014 amino acids. Gene Ontology annotation, biological process: nuclear-transcribed mRNA catabolic process, deadenylation-dependent decay. The transcript has a single exon. Gene Ontology annotation, cellular component: P-body; CCR4-NOT core complex. The record is from RefSeq and is a predicted model, not a curated record.